AUGGAAUCCAGGAUGAGACAACGAGGAUCCCAGCGAAUUGUGAGCACUGGGUCUAGUGUCUAUAUCUCUGACGAUUCGACCCUGCUGCAGAAAACCAAGACACGAAUACUGCUCCUCUUUGAGGAACUCCCAGAGUGGGCAAAGGAUAAUGAGUAUAUUCUCUCCGGUUGGAGACCCGAGACAAAUUCCUACUGGGAAUGCUUCAAGAGCAUGGGAUAUAUCCACAACGAAUCAGCAACAUAUACACUCAUUUCUUCGCAACCGUAUGGAUGGUUAUGUUAG
Messenger RNA from Botrytis deweyae, 282 nucleotides. RefSeq lists its product as uncharacterized. Bases 1 to 282 code for a protein of 93 amino acids. Lineage: Eukaryota; Fungi; Ascomycota; Leotiomycetes; Helotiales; Sclerotiniaceae. The transcript has a single exon. The record is from RefSeq and is a predicted model, not a curated record.